This is a messenger RNA of Neolamprologus brichardi, 1028 nucleotides long. The record is from RefSeq and is a predicted model, not a curated record. Lineage: Eukaryota; Metazoa; Chordata; Actinopteri; Cichliformes; Cichlidae.
GAAGCCAUGGUCCUGAAUUUGAGGAGGGAAAGCACUAUGAGGUGGUUCGACCGGUCAGACUUCACACAAUCAGAAAAAGACACACAGAGUACCACAGACCAGACACUCUUACGUAUGCAAUGACUGUGGGCGGACAAGACAUAGAAAUGCAACUCGAAAGAAAUAAUGAAUUACUUACCAAAGAUUACACUGAGUCUUACUACCAAGAAGAUGGGACUCGAGUUACCACAGUACCGAAUGACAUUGAUCACUGCUUCUAUCAUGGGAGGAUUGUGAACGACAGUGAGUCAUCUGUUAGCAUCAGUACCUGUGAUGGACUCAGGACCUUUAUUGCUCUGGUGGGGUUGGAGAUAUGGACGAAUGGUGACCUGAUCUCUGUGACCCCCCCAGCAGGAGAAAGCCUGGAUGCUUUCAUGAAGUGGAGAAACUCUGAGCUGGUGACCAGGAUAAAACAUGACAAUGCACAUCUUAUAAGUGGUAUCAACUUUGAAGGAACAACUGUGGGUCUUGCUUUCAUCGGGACUCUCUGUUCUGGUCACUCUGUCGGCGUAAUACAGGAUCACAGUGAUGCAGCCAUAGCAGUAGGAGCAACACUGGCUCAUGAGAUGGGCCACAACCUGGGCAUGAACCACGAUGACUCCAGUGGUUGUUUAUGUUCUGACGAAAGCUGCAUCAUGGCAGCAGCCCUCAGCUGGAAAACUCCUCGAAGCUUCAGUAGCUGCAGCAGCAGCAACUAUGAAAAGUACCUAACAAGCCGCAGCCCCAGCUGUCUGCUAAACAAACCAGACUAUAAGAGUGUCGUGGCUCCCGCGGUCUGUGGAAAUGGCUUCAAAGAGGAAGGAGAGCAGUGCGACUGUGGUUCGGUGCAGGAGUGCACCAAUCCCUGCUGCAACGCCACCACCUGCACCCUGAAAGAGGGUUCACAAUGUGCUGAAGGCGAGUGCUGUGAGAACUGUAAGAUCUUGCCUACCGCCAGACAGUGCCGCGCAAAGCAGGAUGACUGUGAUCUGCCAGAGUACUGUGAUGGG